Molecule: messenger RNA, 1742 nt
Organism: Musca domestica (house fly)
Lineage: Eukaryota; Metazoa; Arthropoda; Insecta; Diptera; Muscidae
Product: zinc carboxypeptidase
Exons: 3
Coding region: 222-1583 (453 amino acids)
Biological process (GO): proteolysis
Molecular function (GO): metallocarboxypeptidase activity; zinc ion binding
Source: RefSeq, a predicted model, not a curated record
AGAAGCUAAAACAAAACACGACAAAUAUGAUUUGAAAGCUUUUUUCACAUUUGGAAAUGUUUAUUGUUUUUGUGAAUCGCCGGUCAGAGUCAAGAGAUAAGAACAAAAACAACUGAUUAUCUGACUUUUGGAGCAUUUAGUACUUUUCAUUGGACCCCACUCUUAGAGGUUUUCUAAUUGUCACCGUAAGAGAAAACCACAACACAUAUUGGAGAAUAAAGAUGAGAGGCGACAACGAAAAACAAUGGAAUAUAUUUAGACUUUUAACUCGAACCAUAUUCAUUCUUCUAUUAGCCAUGUCUGAACUAAAGUCGUCUGCUGAGGGUGCUGCCUACUGCACCAAAGAUGAUCGCUGUGUGGAGCCAUUUAAGAAUUUGGCUCGCUAUGACCAUUAUCGUAUCUAUAAUGUGGAGCUGGCCACGGAGGAACAUGUGGAAUUGUUUAAAAAACUCGAGGAGCAAAGUGAUAGCUUGACAUUUAUCGGCCAUGCCCGUGAGGUGGGGCAAAAGCUGUCGAUACUUGUGGCUGCCCAUAAGGUUGCUGAUUUGGCAGAUUUGCUGGAACACUAUCAAGUCAAACAUCGUAUUUUGACCUACAACUUCCAAGAGAAAAUCGAUAAGAACUAUGCUGCCGUCUUGCCUGCUGGCACGGAUCUUUCCAAAUUUGAUUGGUAUCACUACUUCCAUUUGGAAACAAUUUAUGAGUGGUUGGAAUCGUUGGCCAAGAAAUAUCCUAAUCUCGUUACUGUUCUCGAUAUAGGCUCCAGUACACAAGGUGUGUCCAUUAAAGGUGUUAAAAUCUCCCAUAAUCCUGCCAACAAAGGCAUUUUCAUUGAAUCUGGUAUCCAUGCCAGAGAAUGGAUUGCUCCGGCCGCCGCCACAUAUUUGAUUAAUCAAUUGCUCACCUCCAAUGAAGAUUCCAUCAAGAAUUUGGUUAAAAACUACAAUUGGUUUAUAUUCCCCAGCAUUAAUCCCGAUGGCUAUAAAUACACUUUCGAACAUGAUCGCAUGUGGCGCAAAAAUCGCCAACUUUUUGGCACUGCCCGUGGUGUUGAUCUCAAUCGUAACUAUCCCGAUCAUUGGAAUUCCACCGGCAGCAGCAGCGAUCCAACACGUUAUGAUUUCGCUGGCCCAUCUGCUGGCUCGGAAAUUGAAACUCAGCGAAUUAUAAAAUUCAUUGAAGAUAAUGUCCAAAAGGAACAAAUAAAAGCUUACUUGGCUUUGCAUUCCUAUUCGCAGAUGAUUAUGUUCCCCUAUGGUUAUACCAAGGAUCGUGUGGAGAAUUAUGAUGAUCUAAAGGAAUUGGGACAACAGGCCACCGAUGCAAUUAAAUCAUUGACUGGACGUGAUUAUGUGAGUGGCAGUAUCAUUGAAACAAUUUAUCCCUCCAGUGGUGGUAGCAUGGAUUGGGCUUAUGCUGAGCAUAAAAUACCCAUUGCCUAUACCUUUGAACUGCGUGGACCACCCGAUAGCCAAGAUAUGUUUAUACUGCCGGCUGAAGAGAUUUUGCCAACAUCUCAAGAAGCCUUUGCUGCAAUUAAAACCAUUAUUGAGGGAGCCACUGCCAAGGGUUAUUUUAAAUAAAGUAUGCCAUUUGAAAUCGUAUAUUUUUUUGAUUUUUUUUUUACUGAUAUCUUAGUUGUGUGUAAUCUCAUUAUUUUUUAUAAACAUAUACAUAUAUUGUUAUUAUAUUCUUCACAAACAUUGUAAAAACGAAUAAAAGAUAACUGCAAAGAUAUAUAA